AUGACAUCAUCAAGUGGCUCGGUCCCUAAAGGAAUUUUCAUUUCUCAAAGAUCUUAUGCUCUACAAAUUUUGGAGGACUUUGGCUAUUUGGGAUGCAAGCCAACUAGUACUCCUAUGGAACCCAACUUGAAGUUGACUCAAGAAUCUAGUGACAUUUUAGAUAAUCCUCAGUUCUACAGGUGUAUCAUUGGGAAGUUGCAGUACCUAACCAUAACUAGACCAGAUUUAUUUUACUCAUUUAACAAGCUAAGUCAGUUUCUUUCUGCAUCACGAGUUCCUCAUUUGAAAGCUUCCCAAAGAUUACUGCAAUAUGUCAAAGAGAGUUCUGGUUUAGGCAUCUUCUUUUCUGCAAAUUCUGAUGUUAAGCUUAAGGCCUACAUGGAUUCAGAUUGGGGAGCAUAUCAGGGUACUAGAAGAUCAACUACUGGCUUCUAUGUUUUCCUUGGGAACUCAUUGAUAUCUUGGAAAAGUAAGAAGCAUCAAACAAUUUCAAGGUCCUCGGCUGAAGCAUAA
Humulus lupulus (European hop) is the source of this 513-nucleotide messenger RNA. RefSeq lists its product as uncharacterized. The record is from RefSeq and is a predicted model, not a curated record. NCBI's taxonomy places the organism in Eukaryota, Viridiplantae, Streptophyta, Magnoliopsida, Rosales, Cannabaceae. The transcript has a single exon. The coding region runs from base 1 to 513 and encodes 170 amino acids.